AUGUCUCUUAAUGUUUCUCCUCAAACCAAAACCAUUCACAAAGCCGCAUAUCCAGCCAUUGCAGCCUCCCGCCCUGAGCUCUCCCAACAAGAUCGCGUCGUCUACGUAACGGGAGGCUCCGCAGGUAUCGGCUUCGCCAUCUGCCACGCCUUUGCCGACGCCCAAGCGGCCACCGUCAUCCUCACCGGCCGUCGUGAGGCUGCUCUGAGCGAGGCCGUCGAUGCCCUCUCCAAGGAGCACCCAAAGACCAAGUUCAUCGGCCAGGUACUCGAUGCCGCUGAUCGUCCGGCAACGGAAAAGGCCUGGGCUCAGCUUGAGAAAGACGGCGUUGUCGUCGAUGUCUUGGUUCUGAAUGCCGCCUAUGUGACGCACAGACAGGCUCCCCUGGUGGAUCUUCCAUACGAGGAGGCAUGGCCCAGCUGGGUGACCAACGUCGGCGCAAACUAUGACCUGAUUCAACGAUUCUAUCACCAGAAGAACCGUUCCCUCGUCAACCUCUCGACCAUGGCCAUCCACGCGUUCGAACAAGUCAAGGCAUUCCCUGCUUACUGCGCCUCCAAGAAUGCGGGGACCCUUCUCGUCCAGCUCUUUGCUCAGGGCGUUUCCCCCGAUGACAUGCAGAUCCUGAGUUUCCACCCCGGAGCAAUCUGGACGGACUCGGUACAGAAGAGUGGCGUCCCCAAGGAGGCUUAUGCAUGGGACGACGCGACGCUUGCAUCCAAUUAUGCCGUUUGGGCAGCUUCUGAUGAGGCCAAGUUCCUCCAUGGGCGAUUUACCUGGGCGGCUUGGGAUGUGGAAGAGCUUCAGAGCGAAGAGUUCAGGAAGAGGCUUGAAGAGAAGCCGACGUACCUCCAGGUUGGAGUUAUAGGCCUUUCAUGA
Molecule: messenger RNA, 879 nt
Organism: Trichoderma reesei QM6a
Lineage: Eukaryota; Fungi; Ascomycota; Sordariomycetes; Hypocreales; Hypocreaceae
Exons: 3
Coding region: 1-879 (292 amino acids)
Cellular component (GO): cytosol
Molecular function (GO): oxidoreductase activity
Source: RefSeq, a predicted model, not a curated record